Messenger RNA from Lottia gigantea (owl limpet), 246 nucleotides. RefSeq lists its product as hypothetical. Lineage: Eukaryota; Metazoa; Mollusca; Gastropoda; Lottiidae. The record is from RefSeq and is a predicted model, not a curated record. Gene Ontology annotation, biological process: toll-like receptor signaling pathway; immune response. Gene Ontology annotation, molecular function: transmembrane signaling receptor activity. The transcript has a single exon. The annotation marks the transcript as partial. Gene Ontology annotation, cellular component: membrane.
UUAAUUGUAUUAAGUAAUAAUUUCGCUCGAAGUGAAUGGUGUCAAUUUGAAAUGACACUAGCUCAGAAACAUGUUUUAAAUCGAGCUAUGGAACCUUUAAGUGUAGUUUUAUUAGAAGAUAUAGACAGUGAAAAUAUGAGCAAUUCACUUCAUGCUUUAUUAAAGACAACUACUUAUAUAACUUGGUAUAAUGAUAUAGAAUAUAUUCACUUGUUUUGGGAUCGACUGAAGAAUUCCCUUAUAUAA